Molecule: messenger RNA, 1938 nt
Organism: Bolinopsis microptera
Lineage: Eukaryota; Metazoa; Ctenophora; Tentaculata; Lobata; Bolinopsidae
Product: putative RNA-binding protein Luc7-like 1
Exons: 13
Coding region: 147-1313 (388 amino acids)
Biological process (GO): mRNA splice site recognition
Cellular component (GO): U1 snRNP; U2-type prespliceosome
Molecular function (GO): mRNA binding
Source: RefSeq, a predicted model, not a curated record
AGUUUACUUGUUAAUAGUUGACCAACGGGAGCAGUUAGACUGGUAAUGUCACAAUGAAUGUCGAAAAUUUAAUUGUUUUAAACUGCGAAGAUUUGUGGCCGAAUGGUUGAUUCUUUCCUUCGCAGCCACAAAAUUGUGCAGACAGGAUGACUGCUCAGGAACAGAUGAGGAAGAUGUUAGACCAGCUCAUGGGAUCCGGUAGAGAUGGUAACCCAGAGUCAGCUGGAGUACACUUUACUGACCCCACUGUGUGCAGGGCCUUUAUGACCGGUCUCUGCCCUCAUACUCUCUUUACUAAUACGAAAAUGGAUCUGGGGGAGUGUCCAAAGGUUCAUUCUGAAGCACUUCGAGCUGAUUUUGAUGAAGCAAACAAGAAAAAGAACUAUGGAUUUGAGAAAGAGGCACUAGCAUUGCUGGAUGACUUCUUAAGAACGUGUGAUCGCAAAGUAGAAGCAGCAAAGAAACGUUUAGAGGAUCAGGAACUAGACCCCGAAAGUGAAUCAAGGGCAAACAAAGUGCACGAUAUUGCUGAACAGAUCGGACAGAAACUCGCCAAAGCUGAACAACUUGGAAACGAGGGUAACGUCGACGAAAGCGUGGCCCUGCUGACAGAAAUUGAGAAACUCAAAUCAGAAAAACGUCAAGCUGAGGAGGAAUACCGAAACAACCUCCCUCAACCCCAGCUACAGCAACAGAAACUGCGCGUUUGUGAAAUUUGCGCGGCUUAUCUGUGCCUCUACGACAAUGACAGAAGUAUUGGGGGGCCUCGUGUAAACGUGGGGUUGGGUGUCGACACUUCGCUCUCCAAGUGCGCGCCUGGGAUAACACUUGACGAUCACUGCAACGCUGUGGGCAAGGCAGUCGUAGCUGCCAGCAAAUCUCAAAAGACUGCUCAAGUGUUAGCUGACCAUUUCGGAGGUAAACUACACAUGGGUUUUAUUCAAAUCAGAGAAAAACGCAAUGUCCUCGAGAAAUUGGUGGACGACAAGAGUCUCCAGCAAGAAGGUACAAUGGACAGAGAAACAUUUACAGCAAAAAGUAAUGAUUACAACAGACAGCCGAGUAGAGGCAGUAAUUAUAACAAUGGGAGGAGUAGACGCGAAUAUAGUUACAGUGCAACCUACAGAAGGCAAAGAUCCCGAAGUAGAAGCAGUGAUCGUUCGAGGAGGAACCGUUCCCGUUCUCCCCGUCGGAGAUCUAAGUCAAGAGAUCGGAGAUCGCGGUCCAGGGACAGGCGUUCAAGAGACAGAAGAUCCAGGUCAAGGUCAGGGAGACGUUCACGUUCACCCAGAAGAAGAUCGAGGGAUAGGUGAAUUAAAGCUAUUCAACCGAUGUGAAACGUUACAGCUCCAGCAGAUCUUCCUCGUCCUCUUCCUCCUCCGCAAGCGGUUCCAGUGCAAGCUCCAGGUCCAGAAGUAGGUCCAGGGCCAGAUCCAGAUCUCGGUGAAGACGCAAACCAGACACGAUGUCCUUUAUAUUCUCUCUGUCCACAACAGCUGCCCAGUAAAUUGAUAAUUGAUAAUGUUUCUGACAUGAACAUUUGUCAUCCGGCAGAGUGGAAAUUUAUUUGCUGAUAAGAAGAUGGUUAUCCAUAUUUUGUAUUUGAAUAUGAAUUGAGUCCGUUCGUAAGAUUAUUGUAAUUGUUUCUCGUUUUCGUUUUGUAACGUAUCGUGAAUUGUGGGUGAUUUUUGUUUCCUGAUCUUGCUUUUAUGUAAAAAAUGUUUAUCUGAAGAGAAACGCAUUUUUGAAGCUAAUUUUUCUCAGAAGUAUGGAAUUAUUUCAUUCCUUCUUAAAUCAUCUUGCAUAUCACUCAACUUUUAUAUGAAUUAUAAAGAUUUUAAGUUGUGGUAUACCUUGAAUAAACAGCACAAGUUUGCUAUAGUGAAUUCAUUUGCUAUGAACAUGGUUAACUGACUGAUUUACCCCUCGAGGUCUUAA